AUGGAGGUCGACCACGCCUUGAUCACGGCGUUGGUUGAGCGGUGGCGUCCGGAGACGCACACGUUCCACUUACCCCAUGGAGAAAUGGGUAUCACCUUGCAAGAUAUGGAGGUGAUGCUGGGGCUUCUGGUGGAUGGGUUGCCUGUCACUGGGAAGACAGACUACAAAUGGAGUGAGCUGUACGAACAGUUGUUGGGCCAUAAACCUCCACCCCCGAUACCAAACUCAAACAAGUCUACCCUUGCUGGGGCGAGGAUAAGAUACACCUGGCUUGAUGCACAGUUUGUCAAUCCCUUAGUUGCGGACGCUUCUGACGAAGUCGUGCAGCAACAUGCCCGCUACCACCUACUUGUACGGAUGGGGGCCCUCUUGUUCAUGGACAGGUCUGCGGACCGGGUCUCACUGCUGCCUCUGCAGUUGCUCAACCCAGUCAGCAAUGCGAGACGGUAUAGCUGGGGUAGUGCAGCAUUGGCCUGGCUGUAUAGGCAACUUUGUGGUGCAUCGAAGAAGGAUGCGAUGCAGAUUGGAGGAGCACUCUUGUUGGUGCAGCUAUGGGCCUAUUCAAGGUUCCCACAAUUAUGCCCUGUUGUGAGGCCGCCUCUACCGCCAGUGCACUCAGGGCCCCUUGCCAUUAGGUGGAGCGGGCCAAAAUGCACCGCAGAGCAUGCCACACACGUCCUUGCUGCGUACCGCACGUCACUGGCUACAGUACGGGCCGAGCAGAUUGUAUGGGAGCCGUACACGCAUACGCUAGGCUCCCUACCUGUUGGAGUGGCAUCAUCCUGA
Molecule: messenger RNA, 786 nt
Organism: Quercus lobata
Lineage: Eukaryota; Viridiplantae; Streptophyta; Magnoliopsida; Fagales; Fagaceae
Product: serine/threonine-protein phosphatase 7 long form homolog
Exons: 4
Coding region: 1-786 (261 amino acids)
Biological process (GO): meristem development; meristem maintenance
Source: RefSeq, a predicted model, not a curated record